Harmonia axyridis is the source of this 2882-nucleotide messenger RNA. It is a transcript of the gene FER, whose product is annotated as tyrosine-protein kinase Fer. Gene Ontology annotation, molecular function: non-membrane spanning protein tyrosine kinase activity; ATP binding. NCBI's taxonomy places the organism in Eukaryota, Metazoa, Arthropoda, Insecta, Coleoptera, Coccinellidae. Bases 202 to 2793 code for a protein of 863 amino acids. The record is from RefSeq and is a predicted model, not a curated record. The transcript is spliced from 14 exons. Gene Ontology annotation, biological process: peptidyl-tyrosine phosphorylation.
AUACUUGACUCAAAAAUAGCCAGUGACCGACCCAAACUCGACCACGUAGCAUCGCAACAGCUCGAUCGAUCGAAAAACGAACACGAGAAUCGCGCUUCGGGCAGCUAAUACAGUUAAUAACCAUCGGAAAUCGAUCUGCCACAGACCGGCCGCGACAGUGGCGUAGAUGGCCUCGAUAACCUAACCCCAAACCCUCCAGACAUGGUGAGGGUAGGUUUCUCCACCAACCUCCAAGGCAGGUCCUCCCACGACGCCAUAGUGACGCGCCAGGACGCCGAGCUCAGACUGCUCGAACUCAUGAAACGAUGCCUGGUGUCCAAAGUGAAGUGCGACAAGGAAUACGCAGUGGCGUUGAGUGCAGUGGCCAGCCAGGGGCUGAAGAUGGACAAGGGUGAUGAUCUGUGCGGUAGCUUGGUGGCCUCCACGUGGAGGUCCAUGAUGGAGGAGCUGGACAGUGCCGGGAAGUUGAUUAGGCAGAAUGCUGACGCUGUGGAGACGAGGGCGUUGGAUGCCUUGAAUGGGUUGUAUGCUGAGAAGAGGAAGAUCAGGAAGCUGUAUCAGGAGGAGUACAACAGGAUACAACACCAGUUGACUAGCAUUACGGAGGAAGUAACAAAGAAGAAGUUAGAAUACCAGAAAUACUUAGAAUUGUACAAAUUGAUGAGGACGAGAUUUGAGGAAUAUUAUGUUAAAGCUGGAAGAGGAGGUAAGAAACUAGACGAAGUCAGGGACAAAUACCAAAAAGCCUGUAGAAAACUACAUCUCACGCACAACGAAUAUGUUCUGCUCCUUUGCGAGGCUGUGGAAUUCGAGAAGGAUUUUAGGACAGUGCUGCUACCCGGUCUUUUGGAGAGGCAGCAGAACAUACAGGAAGAUUUUAUACUCAUAUGGAAACAGAUUCUAGUAGACGUUUCCGGUUUGUCGGAUUGGUCUUCGGAGAAGUUCAAAAAGAUCCAGAAGAAAGUGGGAAAUGCUCUGGAUUCCAUAAAGCCAACCGAAGAAUACAAAGACUUCACGGAAAAGUUCAAAACUGGGCCGGUAGAGCAAGUCAAGUUCGCCUUCGAUGAGAGCCUAACCGAGGAUUCGACGGUCAAGUUCCUGCCCAAUCAGCUCACUGUGGACAACCUGACGGUGGACUGGCUGAGGAACAAGUUGGCGGACCUAGAGACCGGUAUCAAAGAGAGCGAGGAGAAGAGAGCAACCCUUUCAAGCGCCAACAACGUCCAGGAGACGCCUGCAGUCAACGGAAAGACUUCCUCAAGUCAGGAACUCAACACCAGGAUAGCCAGUAUUCUAGACAACCCUAAGAAGGAGAUCGAAGAGUUGAAAUGUUCUGAGAGGAAGAUGCUGAAGCAGACGGAUCUAAUCAAGAGCGCCCUGAACGAAUUGGGUUGCGAAGAAGUGCCAUCAGGUUGCGACCUGUCCAUAGACAAUCCCACUUUUCCAAACGAAAGCACGUCCGAACAGAGCCAGAGCCCACAAAGCACGGUGUUCAAAAAGGGUUUUGGUCCCAAAAAAAUAGUGAAAAUACUCCGGAAACCGUUUCGGAGAAAGUCUGCCCCGUCUUCUCCAGUGGCUCCCCCUAGGACCAAGAGUAGAAGGGAUUCUUCUACUCAUAGCGAGGGUGCAGAGCCUGUCAGCAGCACAUGGGUUACGUUGACGACCAACAAAUCACUAGUGGAAGAAGAAUGGUUUCACGGGGUACUACCCAGAGAGGAGGUGGUCAGGCUGCUCGUAAACGAUGGAGACUUUCUCGUCAGGGAGACCACAAGAAACGACGAAUCCCAAACUGUUCUUUCGGUAUGUUGGGGUGGUCACAAACACUUCAUAGUCCAGACUACGGCGGAGGGUCAAUUCAGGUUUGAAGGGCCAGCUUUUCCGAGUAUAAGGGAGCUAAUUCUGUACCAAUUCACAAGUAGUCUUCCAGUGACUGGUAGAUCUGGGGCUUUGUUGUUGAAGCCGAUUCCAAGAGAAAUGUGGGAGUUGAACAAUGACGAUGUCAUUCUACUGGACAAAAUAGGAAGGGGUAACUUUGGAGAUGUGUACAGAGCCCAACUGAAAAACAGCAACGAAGUAUUAGCAGUGAAAACCUGCCGUGGAACCUUACCGGAAGACCACAAGAAGAAAUUCUUGCAAGAAGGUCGUAUCUUGAAGCAGUACGAUCAUCCUAAUAUAGUCAAGUUGAUUGGGAUAUGUGUACAGAAACAACCAAUCAUGAUAGUAAUGGAGCUCGUACCUGGUGGUUCGUUGUUAACCUUUUUGAGAAAACAAGGUGCAAAUUUGAACGACGGUCACCUGAUGAAAAUGUGUCUAGAUGUCGCUGCAGGCAUGAGGUAUUUGGAAUCGAAAAAUUGCAUUCACAGGGAUCUUGCUGCUAGAAAUUGCUUGAUCGGCUACAACAACGUAGUGAAGAUAUCAGAUUUCGGCAUGUCCCGUGAAGAAGAAGAAUACAUAGUAUCAGACGGUAUGAAACAAAUACCAAUCAAAUGGACAGCACCAGAAGCUCUCAACUUCGGCAAAUACACUUCCCUCUGCGACGUCUGGAGCUACGGCAUCUUGUGCUGGGAGAUAUUUUCUAGGGGUGGUACACCCUAUAGUGGCAUGAGCAAUGCAAAGGCGAGAGAAAGGAUAGACGCAGGUUACAGAAUGCCUGCCUCUGAAAACACCCCCGAAGAGAUGUACCGUCUGAUGCUGAGAUGCUGGGAAUACAAACCCGAAAACAGGCCCAACUUUGAACAAGUAUACACCGUUGUCGAGACAUUGUGCAAUUCGUAUAGAUCUUCUUUUCUAUAAUUUUAUCGCUGUUAAAACAUAACCUGUAAUUUUGUAAUAUCAGAUUGUAUCCAAUUUAAAACCUGUUGAUCAUAAUAAUUUUUAUUAUU